Molecule: messenger RNA, 510 nt
Organism: Aspergillus pseudoviridinutans
Lineage: Eukaryota; Fungi; Ascomycota; Eurotiomycetes; Eurotiales; Aspergillaceae
Exons: 3
Coding region: 1-510 (169 amino acids)
Source: RefSeq, a predicted model, not a curated record
AUGGCCCAUGGCACAGACACUCGGGAGAAAGGUAUCUUCAAAAGCGGCAUUCUCCAAAAUCCUUUGUCCGAAGCCCAUCUUAACCCGGAAAAUGCCGUCGCUGAGUUCUGCGAGAGGGUCUCCAAUUAUGAAAAGACAUAUGUUCCUCUAGGCGUAGCCGAAGAGGAACAAGGGAUCCAGCAGCAUGGGACCGCCACAACGGACCAGAAACCUCCUAUCCAGAAACUGUUUAAUGAUCUGUUCCCCUCCUCCGCGUUCCGUAAAUGGCUGGCUUUGAAUUACACACUUGCGAGCGGAUACGACGGCGAAGAGCCCCGGCUGGAGUUCACGCUGGGCCUGACGCCCACACUCGGCUGGGAGAAGAAAACGGAGGAGGACGAAGAGGACGACGAGGACGGCGAAGCGCAGGAGAAAUCCAAGGCGAGGGAACCUACCGCGGCGGAAGAACCUGCGGUACCAUACGUACAAAUGAUUGUUGUUGGGCGCAAGAUCAAUACACAUAUGAUUUGA